AAGAAAAUUAGUGCAAAUAAAAGCAAAAGGAAAUGGCCUUUGUGCCCUUGGGCGAAUAUGAAGUGGACGCUUUCAUUAGGCCCGAUGUCCAAGUCUUGCGUGAUUGACUCUAACUCUGGCAGAUAUAUUUCCUGAAAGAUUAAGUUUACCUCAAACAAGAAUUUGAAUGGCGUUUCAAGAAAACAGAGCGAACCAAGUCGUGUGCACAGGGAUCUCCCAGAUUGUUUUGGGAUUUUGUGUCUUCGCCUUGAGUUUUGUUCUGAGCAACAGGAGCGAUGACCUUGGGAAGAUUUUUGAAACCGGUGUUACUUAUUGGGGAGCUGUUCCCGUAAGUAUCGUAGAGACGCAAGCAGCUUUAGACGAAGAGCUUGAACAUAAAUUUCCCCCUAUCUAUUGUAAAAAAUUUUUUUUCAAGCCAGAUAAAUUUCGCUUAGAAGCAAGAAGAAAUCACAUAAAGUAACACAAAGUUCAUUUCUAUGCCUGGAUUUUCUCACAAAAUGAGCAACGACUUUUUUGUUAAUAUAUAGAAACGUUUAAACUAGGUCUAUUCUUGUUAACAACAACAGCUGCACAGUAAUAUUUAUACUGGAGAAAAAAUAUUUCUCAUUCGAACAACAAACACGAAUUUUACUUUAUUUUAAUUUUUCCAUUAAUACUCUGCAAAGCUAAAAUUUUUCUCCUGAUAACUUCUACAAAGAAAUUCAGUUUUAGUUUGCUACUUUUGGAAAAGCUUUUCAGAGCCGAAGGAAAACUAACGCUCACAUCGUUUCAUCUUUUCAUUUGGGAUCAUCACACCUCUGUUUGCUUAGCAGCAUUUUGAGUCAAAUUUUUACCUCGUAAAUUUGAUUCUCACUCGAAAAACAGAAAAAUUGAUUAGUUCUUGAUAGACUGGUGUUUUAAUUUAGUCAGAAACGUAUAGUACUACGCUGAAAAUCUCACUGAAUCGUCGAUAAAUUUUCGUCAGUGUAACUCUUUCAAAUUACGUCCAUUAAUUUUUAAACAUCUCAUCAGAAUUAAAUGUCAUCUUUUUCCAACCCACAAAAGGUUAUUUUAAUGCUCCAUACGCUAAUUAUGUAGCUCGUGCUUUUUUAAUCAAUCGAUCUCUUUAAAAAGAAAAAUUAUCGUUCAAAAAUCAUACCAUAAGCUUCCUGCAUUCACCUACAGUGAUUGAACGAAAUUUCUACUGUUGAUUUUGUCAAAACGUGCAAUUCCUGAAUGUCAGUAUAAAUCGUAAGUUUCUUUUAAUUACAUAGAUCAUUUAAAUUUUUGAUAGAAAUUUUUGCAACUUCGACUUGGUUCAUUUAUUGACAACUUGUUAACAGUUUUCACCGUAAAAUUUAAAUUGUCCUGUAUUUUGCCGUGCAAGUGGACCGCUGUUAGCUUAAAAUCCAUCAGAGAUAGUGAUAACUUUCCUGAUAAAAUUUAAACGAGAAAAGAAAGUAAAACUCUGCGGGUUGUUCACAAAGAAAUAUUUUCUUUCUGGCAAAAAUAUCGGAUUGAAAGCACGACGUGAAAGAUCGAAAAGACAAAUACAGCUUUGAGAAAACACAUUAGCGUGUGUGAGUGGAUAAUGGAUCGACUACUGAAUAAAUUACUGUUUCUUACUUUUGUUUCCUAGUUAUUAAUCAAUCAAUCAAUCAUUUUCGCGCUGAGAAGGGAAAGUCGACCGACUCCCUUAAUUUUCAUAGACUGUAUGAAAAUAGAAAGGUAAUCAAUCGGUGAUGUCCAUGACAAAUUGCUUUGCUGAUUGAGCCUUUUGGUCUCUUACAAAUCUUGUGCCGCACAACAAAAGAUCAUGCAAAAAAAACUAAAAUAAUCGCAGGUUUGCCGUAAAAUCCCUUUUCUUUACCAAGAAAAAGGCCAAACGGGCCGAUGGGACGUGCAAUACUGAGUACUGAACAGUUCGAAUAAUUUCAGAUCGUCGUCGCUGGAAGUUUUGGAAUAUUCGGGGGAAUAAGUGGCAAAUUCAUCGCGGUAAGUUUUUGACGUUUUUCUACGUUUUAACACUUGAUUGAGGCUUUCUCGUGAUAACCGUGUCUACGAAAGUUUCUUCACACAACUCGAUACUAUUUCUAUUAUAUAUUUACAAUCAACCGGUAAUAUUCGUCAAAAUUCACUCACUGAGAACGUAUUUCUUGACAUUUCUGUUAUCAGACAGGUGUUUUUUUCGCUGCUAGUGUCAUUUCGUGUAUCCUCGGAGCAAUCAUUGCCGCGUGCGUGGGAAUCACGCUGACUGCGCGGAGAUCAGCGGGUGAAUGUGAGCACGGUGAGCUUUAUCCGCAUGAUAAUGCCUUGAGACUCUUAGGUUGUUUCUCGAGACGUGAAAGAAACCUAAAAAUAUUCCUUUGGUUCAAUAGAAAAACACUGAGGAGGACACUGAUGAUAAACCUAAAUUAAAAGGGAAUAAAAUCCAGAUAGGAAGCCAGAUCGUUGCGGACUUGAAAAUGAUUUUCCACCAGGAUUCUGCGCCCCAUUCUCUCGAUCCGCUAAACAGAAAUACAACUUGUAAAUAAGUUUUAGAAUUUGUGGCAGUCUGAUCACACGAUCACCUUGGCUCUUAACACUUGAAAACUCAGUUACUGACAACCCUUAUAAUGGAUGAAUUUGUUUCUCAUACGAACAGUACAAUGCCCGUAUGACACAGAAUCAAUUCUGAUGAUCGCCUUAAUAAGCAUCUUGAUUCUCGAGUCUGCCAUUUCCCUGUCAGGCGUGAUAGAAUCAUCUCAGCUACUUUGCUGUGCUAUUUCGGUAAGUUGCAGAAUUAAGAGAUUUUCUUUUGCCUUAGAUAAUUUAGCUCUUUAAACAAGCGGUAAAAAUAGCAGACAACAUUGCCAAGUUGAAGGUGAAACGCAUAUCAUGGUUAUAAUGUUAAUUGUAAAUACCGUGGUGCAUUGCACUGUGGGACAAAAGGAACCUUGCAAUGAACUCCGUUUAUUUUGCUGGUUGCACCUGGAUGAGAUGGAAAAUAGCUCCGGCCAAACGAACUCAGUUUUAUCUGUAAGGUCCUUGGUGUAAAACUUAGAGGACUGAACGAUUAACCAUGUCUUACCACUCGAAAAGCUUAUGGCAGGUUUUAUCGAAGAUGUCUGCAUGAUAUAUCGCACGCUUAUUUUAACACCAUAACAUUACCUCUGCUACAGAAUGGCGAUCAACUGGCCAUUGUGUCACUAGGAACUCCGGAGCACGUGGACAGAAAAUCCAGACUCAGUCGUAAACGACAGUCAAGUAACCAAAGCGUUUAUUCUAUAGACUUCGAUGCGAUGGUAGGGAGCUCAAGCAUGUCACCAGUGAAAGACAACGGCUUUGGAAAUGGAAAACAAUUAGGAACUGUGGUGUGAUGCUUUAGAAGCUUGUUGUCUCAGCAAAUUUAAAAACUCUUCAUACUUCAGCACCUCAUCCGCAUAUUAAUUAAGUUUUACUCCAGGUUAUAGAGCAGAAUGUACCAACACGUUGACAGGAUCCGACCCAGUAUGGGGCCCUUCACCAGCCGGGUUGGAAUCAAAGGAUACCUUCGCCUUUUAAUAAGCACCUUGGAGGUACUUGGCUCAUUUGAAAACUGACGAAAAGGCAAGGGAGAGUUCAUUCAAGAAAUAAGGAAGGUACUUUUUAAGGUUUCCCCAGAUCUUGGCUAGAUGUUAUCAUUUUGAGAGUUAUAGGACAGCAUUCGCGCAUAAAGACAACACGAAGCUCAUCCUAAAGUUUUAACAGCGGCACUUUUCAGCUGCUCUUCUUAUUCGUGAUCAGUUUCCCCAAACUUAACCUGUUGACAGACUGAAAGAAGGCUUUAAGUGUGACAUAUGUGUGCAAGAUUGGACGAACGUGGCUGAAUAAACACAAUCAAUAACGCAUGUCCUAUAAUGUCUUAUUGCGUCCAUGAAAACGAGCAGAAAGAGGGGCGCCUAUUCAAGAC
Molecule: messenger RNA, 3910 nt
Organism: Pocillopora meandrina
Lineage: Eukaryota; Metazoa; Cnidaria; Anthozoa; Scleractinia; Pocilloporidae
Source: the annotation of a GenBank genome assembly